Messenger RNA from Penaeus monodon (black tiger shrimp), 1118 nucleotides. RefSeq names its product sorbitol dehydrogenase-like. Gene Ontology annotation, molecular function: L-iditol 2-dehydrogenase (NAD+) activity; zinc ion binding. Lineage: Eukaryota; Metazoa; Arthropoda; Malacostraca; Decapoda; Penaeidae. The record is from RefSeq and is a predicted model, not a curated record. Gene Ontology annotation, biological process: D-sorbitol catabolic process. The transcript has 6 exons. Bases 28 to 975 code for a protein of 315 amino acids.
UUUAACAUUUCAGAUGUGCUUCUGCGCAUGGCUCAGGUUGGCAUCUGCGGCUCAGAUGUGUCUUACUUGGUCCGAGGAAGCAUUGGGGACUUCAUUGUCAAGGCCCCCAUGAUCUUGGGUCAUGAGUCUGCAGGUGUUGUGGCUAAGUGUGGGAAGAAUGUGAAACACUUGAAGAUUGGUGAUCGAGUUGCCAUUGAACCAGGUGUUCCUUGUCGCAUGUGUGACUAUUGCAAAGGUGGCAAAUACAACCUGUGUCCUGAUGUUAUCUUCUGUGCCACCCCUCCUUACCAUGGGAAUCUGUGUCGCUACUAUAAACAUGCAGCAGAUUUUUGUUUCAAGCUUCCAGAUCACGUGACCCUUGAAGAAGGAGCCAUCUUGGAACCCCUAAGUGUAGGUGUCCAUGCCUGCAGGCGUGCGGGUGUCACCCUGGGUUCCACAGUAUUGGUGUGUGGAGCUGGACCCAUUGGACUGGUUAACCUGCUCACUGCAAAGGCCAUGGGAGCUACUAAGGUUUGCAUUACAGACAUUGCUGAGAACAGACUGAAGAUGGCAAAGGAGAUGGGGGCAGACCACACCAUCCUUGUAAGUUCAGGAGAUGCUGAAGCUAUUGCUAAGGAGGUUGAAAAGGAGAUGGGGGGGAUGCCAGACAUCACUAUUGAGUGUAGUGGUGCCGAGUCAAGCAUUCGCCUUGGUAUUUUUGCUACAAAGUCUGGUGGCAUGAUGGUCCUUGUUGGCUUAGGUCCAUCAGAGGUGAAGAUCCCAAUUGUCAAUGCUGCUGUACGAGAGGUGGACAUCAGAGGCAUCUUCCGUUAUGCUAACUGCUAUUCUUUGGCACUGGAUAUGAUAGCAUCAGGCAAGGUCAAUGUCAAGCCUCUCAUUACUCACCGCUUCAAAUUGGAGGAAACCCUCAAGGCCUUUGAAACUGCUCGCACAGGAGCAGGUGGAGCAGUCAAGGUCAUGAUCUCUUGUGAAUGAAAAGCUGAUAAUUGGAAGAGUCUUGGAGAGAAAGCGAGAGAACUGUUGCCUUUUUACUUCACUUUUUGACAUUUCAUUUAACAUUUGUGCAGCUCUGUUCUCUUAUGCAUGGUUUACAAUAAUAAAGUUGAAGAAAAAAUGUU